Bursaphelenchus okinawaensis is the source of this 1373-nucleotide messenger RNA. Lineage: Eukaryota; Metazoa; Nematoda; Chromadorea; Rhabditida; Aphelenchoididae. The record is from the annotation of a GenBank genome assembly.
AUGGACGGUCAUGAUAAUCGUUGCCUGCUGGCGCAUGAACGACUGAAGCUCCUUCAGAGAAAUGUUGAGUAUUUGAAUGGUAAGUUUUACCAGACUUUCUUAUGUUUUAUAUGGAUUUUAAAUGAUUUAAAUUGUUAAUAUUUGAUGAAGUAUACGUUCAACCUUGUUUUAGAGUAGUUUUCUUUAAUGUGAGUAUGUUGUGAUCUUAUGACAACAUUUUUCAGAUCGUGUAUCCAAAGUUAACGAAGGAGAUUGUGAAAUCGUGUUUAACGAUAGAGAUUUUAGUGACUUCAAGAUUAUUGUUGGUCAUGAGACCUUUUACGUAAGUUAUUUUUGUAUUAUUGUUUUUGAAGUUUUAAGUCUCAAUGACCAGAACGAGUCUUUGCAAUGUAAAAUCUGUGUUUAAGUUGGCAAUUAAACUAAACGAACCUUAUUUUAGGUAUCAAAAUGUUUGUUAGCCCAAAAAUCGCCGGUUUUCAAGACUAUGUUCAAGUCACGAUUUAACGAGUCUAUUAUGGGACAGCUUGAAAUGGUGGAUGACCCAGAAGCUGUUAAAGCGAUGUUGUUAUUCAUCUACGAAGGCAAGAAAGUUGACAACAUUGACUUAGCCAUUGAUGUGAUCCAGCUUUCUCAUCGUUAUGAAAUUGACAUUCUUACUGUAAUUUUUUUAUUGAAGUUUUUGUACCUUUAGGAUUUUGUGGAAUUUUAAGAGCCUAAAAAUAAGGGGAGUAAUGGCUAUAAGGAUUUAAAGAAUACUUGUUUUUAUGUGUUUCUCAUAACGAAAGUAUAUUUUAAUCACGUUUCUAGUGUCUAAAGUGUGUUAUAGUGGACAAUGAAAGUUCUACAACGUUGUACGUAAUAUAAUUAAUCUUAAAAGUCAAUUGCAGAUCCAGUGUGAGCUUUAUUUGACGGAGAAAAUCAAAAUAGAUCGUGCUGAAGAAUGUCUGGCUUUGGCAAGACAACUAAACCUGGACUACUUGGCUCUGAAGUGCUAUGAAGUUUUUUUCUUCAACUUUGAUGUCAGCGCCGACAGAGUGCGUCAAAAUUGGUCGGUAUCGCAGCCGGUUGUGAAGAAGGUCGUUCUGAACGACGUCGUCGAGAAUCUGAAGCUGGACAAGUUGAAGUUGAAUGGAAAGAAGGGCUUUCUGCUUCAAAUCCGAAAUCAGUGUUAUUCGAAUUGUCGAGUUUCUUACCGUUUCGGAUGGGAUGUCAAUGAAGUGCCGAUCAAAGUGGUCAAGAGUGGAGAGUACUUUGAGACACAUAUUCAAGUAAAUCCUCAACGAUCGGCGACGGCUGGUGCUUCUUUUAUGGUCUUUUUCAACCCACUAGGUGGCAAGAAACGUCAGGCUCAUUAUUUUGACAUUUUCUUUUGA